This is a messenger RNA of Choloepus didactylus (southern two-toed sloth), 1188 nucleotides long. RefSeq names its product putative cuticle collagen 155. Bases 1 to 471 code for a protein of 156 amino acids. The transcript has 2 exons. Lineage: Eukaryota; Metazoa; Chordata; Mammalia; Pilosa; Megalonychidae. The record is from RefSeq and is a predicted model, not a curated record.
AUGGGGACGAGCUCCGGGCGCAGCCUAAAUUUAGCCGCGGUAUAUAAGCCGGCGGGCGGCGGUGGCCGUGGCCGCGGCGGCCGCCCGGGCCCAGCGCGGCCGCUCUGGCCCCUCGCGCGCCGCCAGGCCGCGCCCCCACCCCACCUCCCCAAGCUCGCUCCCCCCCAGCCCGGGCCCGCCCCCGCGCGUCUCCUUGGCAACGGCGUCAACACGCCGCCACAACAGCCGCGGGGCGCCCAGGGAUCCCCGGGGUGCCCCGCGGCCUCCAGCCUGCGGGAGUCCCGCGGGGAGCUGGAGGGAAGGGGAGAUCCCGCGGCCUCCCGAGAUCCUGGUUGGGAUCAAGGUCUAGACCACCUCUCCCCUAAGCAGCCAGCCAUCCAGGGCUGUUUCACCCCAAACUGCCAGUGCAUGUCCUCGGCCAGGCACCCCACAAGCCAGCCCCUAGGAAUCCUACAGCAAACAUGUCACUAAGACCCCGCUGGGCUCCCAAGACCAGUCAGGAAGUUUCUAGAGAGAUGACAGCAGCAUUACGACAACAACCGAGAGCUGCUGCUGCUGAGGUUCGUGCAAGGCUUUCACAAUGUGUUGCUAAACUUGGCUGCCUUGUCAAGAAGAUGCUCAACGGGCUGGCGUUACCCCAGGAUUGUGCCAUGAUGCGGGCUGCUAAUCGCCGAGACCCCGGAAAAAAGGACCCUGUUGAUCCACCUGUCUUUAUAUUUUAUGUAUAUCCCGAUGUUAAUGAGAUUCACAUACCUAUGCAUAGAUAAUUUUUUUUAUUGAGGUCAAAUUCACAUCACAUAAAAUUUGCCACUUUAAAGUGCACGAUCCAGUGGCUUUGUACGUUCACGACGUGCUGCAACCACCACCUCUAUCUAGUUCCAGAACAUUCUCAUCACCUCCCGAAAGGAAACCCCGUCCCUGUUAGCCGUCCCUCCCCAUACCCCUCUCCCCUUCCCCCAGCCCCUGUCACCCCCCAGUCUCCUCCACGGAUUUUCUUGUUCUAGAUGUUUCCUCCAAAUGGAACCACACACUAUGUGACCACGGUGGCUUGUUUUCGUUUGGCCUGUGAGCUAAUCAUGGUCUUUGCAUCUAUGAAUGGUUGGGGAGGAAAAAAAAAAAUCAAAGGACUAUUUCGUGAAACAUGAACAUUAUAUGGAAUUCAAAUUCCAGUGUCCAGAAAUAAAACUU